AUGGCGCUCCUACUUCUUCCCCUCGAGGUCCUCACUCAGAUUAUCGAAGAAACGAUGCCGGAAGGCUUUGUGGGUAUUAUUUCGACUUGCAAGACGGUCUACCAUGCAAGUGGAAAUCUGCGCGAGAAGCACAAUAGAUUGAGUCGACACUACAGGGACUUUAAUUACACCUUUGAACACCACCAGGAUUUUUCCUGGCAUAUCCUAUCAUCGCUCCAUCUGCUCUCUAAGAUCGCGGAUGAACCAUUGAUUGCGAGAUACAUCGUAUCGGCGAAUUUCACGUUAGACCGGAUUCCCUCCGGUAACACCAUCCAAGCCCAUAUCAAUCAUAUCAAGGAUUCGUCGAACUUAUUGUCUUUGCUUGAGAGAUCACCAUACCUGCGGAGUACCGGCAUCGAUCCUAGGUCCGUUUUGGAAUAUUUGAUAUCCGAGUACGUGGCGGAUGAAGUUGAUUCGGGAUUAGCACCAACUCUUUUGCUUACCUUGCUUCCUAACGUCAUCGAGCUCAGUCUUCCCGCUGGCUGGAAUUCCUUUAAUCAAAACCUCCCAGACAACAUUCCAUGUCCGAUAUCCUCGUGGCUUAAUGAUAUUGUCACAAGGGCGAACGAUCCGUGUGACUCGUCAGCAGGUCUUUCAAGGCUCACCACUCUACUUCCUUCCUCACGCUACCACGACCACAAUGAGAACAACUGGGCACUCUCCAUAUAUACCCCCUUUCUUUUUAUAAAAACCGUAGAGAAUUUCUUUUCCGGAGGUUGCAUGGUCAUCGAUGAUAACUAUACUGGCAUCCCAUUCCCCGACCCUCGAUGGGAAAGCUUUGGGGCGGGUCUCGAAGUCGCUGGGCUAUUUGGUGCUUAUUUUGAUGGCGGCAAACUGCAAAAAUUCCUGUCCAGACUCCCAAAAUUGCGAAGCCUCGGACUCAGCUAUAUGACGGAAUGGUAUGACACUGGCCAUGUUAUGGAUGCUCGGGCUAUCAUGGAAGCUGUUGAGGAUGCAGCUGGAGGGACUCUUGAACUUCUUUCGUUCACCGCAUACAAUUUUGAUGGUAAGAUAAAGAGGGGCGUCCAGUCCAUGAAGGGAUUUACUAAAUUGACUGAGUUGGAAUUGGAUAUGGAGCUACUGUUGAGUCGUGAAGGUGGUGAGCCGGAUGAUUCGGGGGAGGACGAGGGUGGGUCCAAGGUACCACGACUAGGUGAUCUGCUUCCUCCAACUAUUGAAUGGAUGUGCCUCAGAAUCUACAACGACUCCCCUAGCUCGCUCCGCGACUUAGCCUGUCUUUUCUCCGAGGUCGCUAUAGACAAAGACGAGAAACUACCGAAUUUGAACAAAAUCGAGAUCCGAUACGACAACUUUCAACUAGCAGAGCCUGGGUUGUCUUCGAAUGCUCCGUCCGAGACCAGCUUGUGGAAAGGUAGCACAACAGAUUGCUCGAUCCCACAAUGGCAAGCAGAGCUAGCAAGUUUGGCUUCCUCUGUAGAUAUCGAGUAUGUUAGUCUUCGUAAACGAGCAUCAUUAUUCUACACGAGGCCAUUUUUCCAGACUUGUUUGGACAAGAGACUUUUAGCUGAGAGUUAA
Messenger RNA from Venustampulla echinocandica, 1575 nucleotides. RefSeq lists its product as uncharacterized. The coding region runs from base 1 to 1575 and encodes 524 amino acids. Lineage: Eukaryota; Fungi; Ascomycota; Leotiomycetes; Helotiales; Pleuroascaceae. The transcript has a single exon. The record is from RefSeq and is a predicted model, not a curated record.